AUGUCGAUUAACCAUGAUAAUAAUAUUGAAAGUUUAACGGUGAAGGAUGUGCUAGUAGUAGUACAAGAAUUUUUAAAAGAUGACACUGUUGAGGUUGAGGACUAUGGCUUGAAACCUUAUUCAGAAGAUAAACUAGGUCACAUGGGGUCACAUCUUCAAUUGACUAUAACAAUCAAGAACUCACAAACUGAAAUUGAUUUUAUGAACGAAUGCGGUAUGUUCACUGAAGAAUUUGUUUUCUUCCAAAAAGUUAAACCUUUGUUAAUGGAAAAUUAUAAGGAUAAGGCAUGGUCACCAGUUUGCUACUUAGCAAAGAAAGAAUUUCUAGUGAUGGAAGAUCUUAAAAUGAAUAAAUUCGAAUUGUCAAAUAAUUUAUUGGAUAAUACCUGCCAGAUAAAAUCUACUUUAGAAACAUUAGCGAGAUUCCACGCGUGCUCUAUUGUAGCUGAAGCUCGGCUAACUCAGUUACAUAAGAAACCUGUUUUUUUAAACGACUAUUUUCCGAACAAUUUGAAAGAAAAAUUUUUUCCGAACGACACAUCGACAAGACAAUCUACAAUAAACGUCUUGAUUGAAAACACUAUGAAUUUAGUUUUUGCUAUGGCUGAUUCGUUCCAGCGUAGCUCUCAGAAUAUACGUAAACUUUAUAAAAAAUUGUUCGAAGUCGUGAAGCCUUCUAAGAUACAUCGUAAUGUGAUAUGCCAUGGUGAUCUGUGGGCAAAUAAUCUUAUGUUCAAUGAUUCAGAUCCUGAACCACAAUGCGUGUUUGUUGACUUUCAAACUAUGAGAUAUGCUCCAAAUGUGUUGGAUGUUUUGCAGCUUUUAUAUCUGAAUACAACGUUAAAUUAUCGUAAACAACACGAAAAAGAGUUUAUUAGAGUUUACUCUUUGACAUUAGAAAGGACGAUACAAAACAAUGACGAAACAAAUACAGCAGUUGCGCCGACAUUUGAAGAAAAUAUAGAGGCUUAUGAAGAUUUAAGAUUGUUUGGUGCCUCUCUUGCUAGCAUUUAUCUGCCGUUUAUUUUGUUGGAUCAAAAAAUAAUUAACGAACUGUACAAUGGACCGGAUGGGUUUAGUAACGCCUUAUACACAGAUAAGACUGAAAUUACAUUCGCGUACAUGAAACGAAACGAGUCCUAUAAAAAUCGUAUUGAAAAAGUAAUAAAUGAGCUUGCAGACAUCGCCGAUCAGUGA
Messenger RNA from Phymastichus coffea, 1197 nucleotides. RefSeq lists its product as uncharacterized. Lineage: Eukaryota; Metazoa; Arthropoda; Insecta; Hymenoptera; Eulophidae. Bases 1 to 1197 code for a protein of 398 amino acids. The transcript has 3 exons. The record is from RefSeq and is a predicted model, not a curated record.